GUCCUUCGUGGACGCUACACGGAGAGCGGACUGAGUCUGAGUCGCGCGCCGUGUGUGUGUGUGCAGGAUACAGUGUGGAUUAUCCCCCGCCUUUGGUUGGGUUCUCUUAUUCUUUUUUUUCCAUUCUCGUUUGGAUUCCGUGUGUCAGCACCGUGUCCGGUUCCACCGCUCACCGAGAGAGAGAAGGAGAGGGAGGGAGAGAGAGAAGGAGCAUGUCCGCGUCCGCCGCAUCGCACACGGGUUUCGGUCUACCUGAACACACACACACACGCUCCGAGCCGCAGUAGCAAUUAAAUUCCCUAUAUAAAUAAACAAAUAAAUAAAAGCAACCGGAAACCGGAACCUGUUCUCGCCUGAGCACCGGUGCGCGGAUCUACAGCAGCAACCAUGGGCUUCUACGGCACCUUAAAGAUGAUUUUUUACAAAAUGAAGAGGAAGUUGGACCAUGGACCCGAAGUUCGGCCGUUCCCUUCAGGCAAAAAGCCCUGUCCGAGUCCGACGGGUUUGGUCCCGUAUCCAUCCACCCCCACUACAUUUGGCGACUUGAGAGCUGCUAACGGACAGGGACAGCAGAGACGCCGCAUCACCUCCAUCCAGCCUCCGACGGGCUUACAGGAAUGGCUCCGUACCUUCCAGAGUUGGAGCGGGCCGGAGAAGCUCUUGGCGCUGGACGAGUUGAUCGACAGCUGUGAGCCGACGCAGGUGAAGCACAUGAUGCAGGUGAUCGAGCCACAGUUCCAGAGAGACUUCAUCUCCCUACUGCCCAAAGAGUUGGCUCUGUAUGUUCUGUCCUUCUUGGAGCCGAAGGAUUUGCUCCAGGCCGCUCAGACGUGUCGAUACUGGCGAAUCCUGGCGGAGGACAACCUGCUCUGGAGAGAAAAAUGCAGAGAAGAAGGUAUCGACGAGCCGUUACACAUCAAGAGGAGGAAGGUGGUGAAGCCAGGAUUCAGUCACAGCCCGUGGAAGAGCGCCUACAUCAGACAGCACCGCAUCGACACCAACUGGAGGAGAGGAGAGAUCAAAUCACCUAAGGUGUUGAAAGGACACGACGAUCACGUAAUCACAUGUCUGCAGUUUUGUGGGAAUCGUAUUGUUAGCGGUUCAGACGAUAACACGCUCAAAGUGUGGUCUGCAGUCACGGGAAAGUGUUUGAGGACGUUGGUCGGGCACACGGGCGGCGUCUGGUCCUCUCAGAUGAGAGACAACAUCAUCAUCAGCGGCUCGACGGAUCGAACUCUGAAGGUGUGGAACGCGGAGACGGGAGAGUGCAUUCACACGCUGUACGGACACACGUCCACCGUGCGCUGCAUGCACCUCCACGAAAAGAGGGUGGUGAGCGGCUCUCGGGACGCGACGCUGCGCGUAUGGGAUAUCGACUCGGGUCAGUGUUUGCACGUGUUGAUGGGUCACGUGGCGGCGGUGCGCUGCGUGCAGUACGACGGACGCCGCGUCGUCAGCGGAGCCUAUGACUUCAUGGUCAAAGUGUGGGACCCCGAGACCGAGACGUGCUUACACACACUGCAGGGACACACCAACCGGGUCUACUCACUACAGUUCGACGGCGUCCACGUGGUCAGCGGUUCUUUAGACACGUCCAUCCGCGUGUGGGACGUGGAAACGGGGAACUGCAUACACACGCUCACGGGUCAUCAGUCCCUCACCAGCGGCAUGGAGCUGAAAGACAACAUCCUGGUGUCGGGCAACGCCGACUCGACGGUCAAAAUCUGGGACAUAAAGACGGGACAGUGUCUCCAAACGCUGCAAGGUCCUCAUAAGCACCAGAGCGCCGUGACGUGUCUGCAGUUCAACAAGAACUUUGUGAUCACGAGUUCGGACGACGGCACGGUGAAGCUGUGGGAUUUGCGCUCGGGAGAUUUCAUCCGGAACCUGGUGAGCCUGGAGAGCGGCGGCAGCGGCGGAGUCGUGUGGAGGAUCCGAGCCUCCAACGUGAAGCUGGUGUGCGCCGUGGGCAGCAGGAACGGCACCGAGGAGACCAAACUGCUCGUGCUCGACUUCGACGUCGAACUCAAGUGAACUGGACAUGAAGCGAAGGGAGAGAAAGAGAGGCGGGGGUUGGGGGGUUGUGCAGAAACGGGCCUCCUCGCGCAGCUCCGCCACUGGACUCACCACUGCUCACCGUUCCUGCCAUGAAUCGCCCCUUUAGUGACCGCUGCUGCGAUUUAUUUUUUUGGUUGAAAGGGGGGGGGAACGAGGGUUGUGCUUCUUCAGAAAGGGGGUGGGGCAUAACUGAAGUGCGCCUUCUUGCGCAGCUCUGAGACUGGACCCCCACCGUAUAGAGGCAUCAUCCUCCUCCAUCUUUAGAAAGGGGUGGGGGCAGGAACGAGGAGGCGGGGCUUCUGCAUUCUGGGAAGGAAGGCUUCCUCAUGCAGCUCCAUGACUGGCAUCUGCUUGUCUGGUCCCUUUUGUGUUUUGUUUUUUUUUGUGGGGUGGGGGGGGGGGGGGGAUUAUGGGGGUUCUGUGCAGCAAAGCAUUCUGGGAAGGAACAGGAUUUAAUUAUUUUUUUUUUUCCCCUUCACUCCCUUUCUCACAGCGUUUCUUGCUCAGAGACUUGCUGAUACAAGCCUGCACACCCCAGACAGCAUUAUCUCUCUAUUUGUGUUCUUUUUGUGUUUGUUUGUUUGUUUGUUUGUUGUGUUGUUGUUUUUUUUUCUUUCUUUUUAAACCGAUACGAACAAGUCGACACUGUAUGCAUGACGUGAGCGAGGAAGCCGAGUUGACACAGGAUAAAAAAAAUGGAUAAAAGAUCUUUGAGAUUUAAAUGUGAGGAUUUAACAACAACGACAAAACAAAACACACACACACACACACACAAAGCACCCUCGAUACUUGUAAGAGAGAUCCGUGUUUCUCCCCAACACACCCACUCACACACACAAUUAUUUAGUGUUCAAUGCACAACUGUGAAUUUAAGUGUCAUUCUUUCUUUCUUUCUCUUCUUUUUUUUUUUCUUUCUUCUCCUCCACGAGCGUCAGCGUCUUGUGUUCUUGUUGUGUUUCAGUUUCUCUCCACCGUUACCUCUACAACGAGUCUCAGUAUUAAUAUAAAGGCAGGCAGUCUGGCGUAAAAACAAAAACACACGAUGUUCCCCUCAUCCUGAAUGUAGUCGAUCGGACAGGAAGUGCUAAGAUCGCUAAUGAUAAAAGGAAGUUUAGCGCUGCUAGGUUAGCGUUGUGCAAACUGCAUGUCUGACUCAUCACAUUUGCCUCAAAAGACAUGGAUGUCACGAUGCUAAACUGGAGGUCGUACGCUCCUCUUGUUUAUUAGCCACGUUAGCAGCGUAAACGUCAGAUGUGGAUUAUAUUUGGGUUGAAGGAGGAAAAUGGUGGACAUUUUGUUUGUUUGUUUGUUUGUUUGUUUGUGUUUGUUUUUUUUGGUCAGAUGUGUGUCUUUACGUGCUGUUCCACAUCCUCAGUGCAGUUCUGUUUCUGUUGUCGCUGUUCUCUGUUUCCUCACGUUGGCUCAGAACCGUCGCUUCAUGGGAGAUUACAAAUUCUUAUUGUUUUUGUUUUGUUGUUGUUUAUUUUACUUAUAAGCCCCUUGGAAGCCCCGCCCCUUCCUGUUCCUUUUCUCCCAGUGGCCAAACUGAACUUAAUGCUGCUAGUCACUCAUGCGGGACUUUUGUUUGUUUUUUUUUUGUUUUUCCUCUCUCUUUCUCUCUUUCCUCCACUGGCUGUGACGUUUUAGUCCCAGACUAAAUCCUAAAAGAAUUUAGACUUAUAAAUAAAUCAACAAAAGACACACACAAGAUAUGAAAUCGGAAUUUUUUUUUUUUUUUUUGCCACUGAAACUUGAGCCAAAUGUGCCUCUACGAGGCUGAAAGAGCGAGAAGGUCCGACGACUAUGGACGAUGCCGAGUGUGUGUGCCUGCGUGUGUGUGUGUGUGUGUGUGUGUGUGUGUGUGUUUGAGCAUCGUUCACACAUUCCUUGGGACGGAAGUUCUGUUGGGGACGUGUUGGAUGGAUUUCUUCUCUUUUUUUUUUUUCCUCUCCUUUGGAUUAGAGCAUCGGAUUGACGGAAAGUCGGACCCGCUCGUCGUUCUUUCUGAAGAGGGGACAACAACAACAACAACAACAACAAAGAAAAAAAAAAAAAAAAAAAGCGUCAACGUAGCCAAACCCGUUCGUCUCAUUCUCCGAGUCACACACUCACGCUGAACUGUGAAACUGGUUUAACACUGUAUAUUACGAUUAAAAAAAAAAAACAAAAAAAAAAAGAGGAAACAAGUUCUUUCUCCAGUUUUUAGUUUUUAUUUAUGGUCUGGUUUAAGAAAAUCAGAUGAUGGAGGUGUUUAUUUUUCUUUCUUUCUUUUUCAUUCUUUUUUUUUUUUUCCAGUCCAAACUGCCUGGUGUAACAGACAGAUUAAAAAAAAAUACAGCAAAACCUUAAAGGGAUUGUCUAUUAGAAUUUUUAUUUUCUUAUAACUUAAGUGCAAUAAAAUGUGGGGUUGUUAUUAUUAUUAUUUUUUUUCUUGGUUUUUUUUCGUUUCAUUUCAAGCUUCUUUUUUUUUUUUCUUUUUGUCACUGUGUGAAAGUGUCAUAUGUGCCCAAUAAAGCUUCUACGGUUUAUUGUA
Ictalurus furcatus (blue catfish) is the source of this 4591-nucleotide messenger RNA. RefSeq names its product F-box/WD repeat-containing protein 7. The transcript has 11 exons. NCBI's taxonomy places the organism in Eukaryota, Metazoa, Chordata, Actinopteri, Siluriformes, Ictaluridae. The record is from RefSeq and is a predicted model, not a curated record. Gene Ontology annotation, biological process: proteasome-mediated ubiquitin-dependent protein catabolic process; ubiquitin recycling. Bases 388 to 2034 code for a protein of 548 amino acids. Gene Ontology annotation, cellular component: cytoplasm; nucleus. Gene Ontology annotation, molecular function: ubiquitin binding.